Messenger RNA from Coffea eugenioides, 2256 nucleotides. Its product is annotated as synaptotagmin-5. The transcript has 12 exons. Gene Ontology annotation, cellular component: endoplasmic reticulum. Lineage: Eukaryota; Viridiplantae; Streptophyta; Magnoliopsida; Gentianales; Rubiaceae. The coding region runs from base 413 to 1933 and encodes 506 amino acids. Gene Ontology annotation, molecular function: lipid binding. The record is from RefSeq and is a predicted model, not a curated record.
GAAAGUCUAACCAACCGACCGACCUGUCUCCGUUUAUCCAAUUUCAAUUACGGUUGUUUUUGGUUCAUCAUCGUCAGAUUAGAUAUUUUAGUGAUGUGAUGAAUUUCUCCAAUAGUCACUCAUAAUAAAUACAAGAAAAUCCUAACAAAAUUAAGAAAUCUUGUGGAGGAAAUGCCAAAGCCAAAAGCCACCAGAUUGUAGAGGGCCUCUCUCUAUCUCUCUCUCUCUCCCUUCAUUAAUUUCACUAACAUAAAAGUCAUGCUGCAUUCAAUUACAGUAUAGUAGUAUUAACUGUGGAAAUAAUUUUCGAUAACGGUUGUUGAGGAAGAGGGGAAGAAGUUCUUGAGUUAGUGGUUUUCUGAGUGAUCCAUUUUCCCAGAUCAAUUUUUUCAGAUUCAGUUGUAAGGGAAAAAUGGGUUUGAUAUCUGGGGUUGUGAUGGGUAUGGUAUUCGGGAUCGCGUUAAUGGCCGGUUGGCAACAUAUGAUGAGGUACCGAAGCAAAAAGCGUAUCGCUAAGGCAGUUGAUAUAAAACUACUUAGCUCCCUUGACAGGGAUGACCUAAAGAAAAUAUGUGGUGAAAACUUUCCAGAGUGGAUAUCUUUUCCAGUAUUCGAACAGGUUAAAUGGUUGAACAAACAACUUGCAAAACUCUGGCCAUUUGUUGCAGAUGCAGCAGAGGCUGUGAUAAAGGAAUCUGUGGAACCUCUGUUGGAAGAUUAUCGUCCUACUGGAAUCACAUCUUUGAAGUUUAGCAAACUGUCUCUUGGAACUGUGGCGCCUAAAAUUGAGGGUAUUCGUGUUCAGAGCCUUAAGAAAGGCCAAAUCACCAUGGACAUUGACCUUAGAUGGGGUGGUGAUCCAAACAUCAUUUUGGGUGUUGAAGCUGCGCUAGUUGCAUCUAUACCCAUUCAGUUGAAGAAUCUUCAAGUUUUUACAGUUAUCCGUGCUAUCUUUCAACUUACCGAUGAAAUCCCUUGCAUAUCUGCAGUUGUUGUUGCUUUACUUGCUGAGCCUAAGCCAAGGAUAGACUACACGUUAAAGGCUAUAGGUGGAAGUUUAACAGCAAUUCCUGGUCUUUCAGACAUGAUUGAUGACACUGUGAAUUCCAUUGUGACUGACAUGCUCCAAUGGCCUCACCGUAUCGUUGUUCCUGUUGGUGGCAUACCUGUUGAUUUAAGUGAAUUGGAGCUCAAGCCACAAGGGAAACUCACAGUGACAGUAGUGAAGGCAAACGACUUGAAGAACAAGGAGUUUAUUGGAAAGUCAGAUCCAUACACAGUUGUCUAUGUCCGUCCAUUGUUCAAGGUUAAAACGAAGACCAUUGAUAACAACCUGAAUCCUGAGUGGAACCAGACAUUUCCUUUGAUUGUUGAGGACAAGGAGACGCAGUCCCUUAUUAUUGAGGUUUUUGACAAAGAUGUUGGGCAAGAUGAAAAGUUGGGUGUUGCAAAAGUGCGUCUGAUUGAGUUGGAAGCUGAAAGGUCAAAGGAGCUUGAAUUAAGGUUGUUGCCAUCCCAUGACAUGCUCAAAAUAAAAGACAAGAAGGAUAGAGGAACAAUUACAAUUCAGUUAUUCUAUCAUGAAUUCAACAAGGAAGAGCAAUUGAUUGCCCUUGAAGAAGAAAAGCAGAUCCUAGAGGCAAGGAAGAAACUUAAAGAAUCAGGAGUGUUGGGGAGUACAGUGGAUGCUCUUGACGGAGCAGCAUCAGCAGUUGGUUCAGGCAUAAAUGCAGGAGUAGGGCUAGUUGGAAGUGGUGUAGGUGCUGGCGUUGGCCUGGUGAGUACUGGCUUUGGAGCCGUAGGUAGUGGGCUGUCCAAAGCUGGAAAAUUCAUGGGCAGGACGAUUACCGGGCAGUCUAGCAAUCAUAGGAAGAGUGGUUCGUCCACCCCUGUAAACUCCGUUCAGGAGAAUGGUGGUGCCAAGCCACUAUAGAGAGACUCUUUAUGAUAAAUUUUCUGAUUAGAUGUUGUGAAGAAGGUAGGGCUGUUGAUUAGGUUUUCAUUACUUAUGCUUAUAUAUUUUUGUUUGGUUAUAUUGGGAGUUGUUUGAAAAUCAAUUGGAUAAAUUCUUAAACCGCUUUGGGCCAAAGCUGUAGUGGUUAUGUGUUGCCUUGAGCACGAAUUGUGAAUUUGUGUAAUCACAGUGUGCAACCUCUCUGCCACUUUAUUUGUGUAAUUUGUGACAGAGUUAUGGUCGACUUGUAGUUGUAGUAAUAAUGUGCCGCAUUUUCUACGAAAUAAAUUGGUUUUGUUGCA